AUGGGCAGAAAAACACAAUUACUGUUCCAGUAUGCCUUGAAUGCGAGCAAGCACGGCAGAGACGUCCUCUAUAUCAGCCCUGAUAGGAAUCAGCUAGAGCAAAGCUUACAGAAGCAGAUGCGCAGUAGCCAAGUGACCGCCGAUAUUUUCCGACGGAUACAAGUCAAGUAUAUACCUCCGGAAGCGAGUGUACUCCAAGCGUUCUUCACAUCACUGCAAACUAAUGGAUUGGAAGGUACCCAGCUUAUAGUGGUGGAUAACUUCGGCUCAUAUUGCCCGUUACCGCAGGCUCAAAGUGAGGCAAGCGACAUCGCAAAAACCUGUGCUAUACUUUGCAACGGCGCAGAUAGUUUGACAGGCGCGGAAGUCGUAGUAGGCGAUAAUCUGCUAGAUGCCAACACACCUCUUCCACUCGAUGGAAUCCACUCGCGCUUACAGAUCUAUAUGCGCUCCUUCCCGCUGGCCCUUCAGGUGUUAGGU
Molecule: messenger RNA, 480 nt
Organism: Sphaeroforma arctica JP610
Lineage: Eukaryota; Ichthyosporea; Ichthyophonida
Exons: 3
Biological process (GO): double-strand break repair via homologous recombination
Cellular component (GO): Shu complex
Molecular function (GO): single-stranded DNA binding
Source: RefSeq, a predicted model, not a curated record